Messenger RNA from Lethenteron reissneri (Far Eastern brook lamprey), 7485 nucleotides. RefSeq names its product abhydrolase domain containing 12, lysophospholipase (gene ABHD12). Gene Ontology annotation, cellular component: endoplasmic reticulum membrane. Gene Ontology annotation, molecular function: phosphatidylcholine lysophospholipase A1 activity; monoacylglycerol lipase activity. The record is from RefSeq and is a predicted model, not a curated record. Gene Ontology annotation, biological process: monoacylglycerol catabolic process; phosphatidylserine catabolic process. NCBI's taxonomy places the organism in Eukaryota, Metazoa, Chordata, Hyperoartia, Petromyzontiformes, Petromyzontidae.
ACAGCUGAUCGGAGCGGCCGUCUGACGGAGAAGCGGUCGCGGUCAGCAGGAAAUAAUCUUAUUUAUUUUAAUAAAUCUCGCGAUUUUCCUGUUAUUUUAUUUUUUACUUUACACGUAUCGUCGUUGUAUUCUGUUAAUUAAUUUAUCGAGACUCCGGGCAUCAUGGACACGCGGGGUCUGCGGCGGAGGGGCGUUGGGAGAGGCGGUGGAGCGGCAGACGCGGACGAGGCGCGGGGAGUGCAGGGCCCGGGCGAGAAGGGCGGGAGGUGGCGCUGGGUGAAGUGGGUGCUGGCAGUUGUGCUCGUCGUCUAUGUGGCUGUGCCCAUUCUGGUCAAGGUGUGCCCCACCAUCCAAGCCAAGAUCGUCUUCCUCAACUUCAUACGUGUACCAUUCUUCAUUGAGCUGCAUGACCCACUGAGCCUGGGUCUCAACCACACAACCAACCAGUACUUGACCCUGGAGCCAGGUGUGCGCCUGGGAGUUUGGCACACCGUCCCUGCCAGCCAGUGGAAGGAGGCUGAGGGCAAGGACCAGCAGUGGUACGAUGCGGCGCUAGGCAAUGGAGCACCGGUGUUUGUCUACUUCCAUGGAAACGCUGGGACCAGAGGAGGGCAUCACAGAGUGGAGCUGUAUAAGGUGCUGAGUGCCAGUGGCUUUCACGUGGUGACACUGGACUAUCGGGGUUGGGGUGACUCCACGGGCACGCCCACGGAGGAGGGCAUCACGGCAGACGCCAUCUUUGUGUACAAGUGGGCACAGCAGCGGGCGGCAGGGCCCGUGUACAUCUGGGGACACUCGCUCGGCACUGGAGUUGCUACAAAUGUGGGUCGGAAACUAUGCGAGCAAGGGGCACCCCCGGGUGCUGUCAUCUUGGAAGCUCCGUUCACCAAUAUCCGGGAGGAGGCCGAUAGUCACCCUCUCGCCCAGAUAUACAAAAUAUUUCCCGCCUUUGAUUGGUUCUUCUUGGACUCGAUCACGGACAGCGGCGUCAGGUUCGCAAGUGACGAGAAUGUGCAGCACAUCACUUGUCCCCUCUUGAUCCUGCAUGCUGAAGACGACCACAUUGUGCCCUUCCAUCUUGGAAAAAAGCUCUACGACAUAGCAGCAUCAGCGAAAGUGAAUGUGGAGUUCGUCCCAUUUGCAGCCAACCUAGGCUACCGCCACAAGUACGUGUAUUCAGAUCCAGGACUGCCACUCAUUAUCAGGAGGUUCCUCAGCCUCUGAGGGAGGAUACACUGGCAUGAUUCUCUUGGUGGGAGUACACAGUCUGGGAAUAGGACAUCUGUACAUCCACAGAGGGAGGGAAGUUGCUUUGUGCUACUUUGAUUUGAUUUUUUUACAGCAAAAUCUAAACUAACAUUGUAAAAGAAGAAAAAAAAUUGAAAUGUUUCAAGUAUUGGAUGUGACAGGUAGUAAACGCUUGUGCAAUGUACAAUGAUGUGGGCAUGGCAGUGAAAUCGUGGAUUUUCACUGCUACUGACCAAAUGUAUCCCAGCCAAGGUCGGUGACUGCAAAAUGUGGAAAACUGUCUAGCAUUGCUUUUGUGUGCAUAGUGUGACCUAAUGAACAAGGAUGUGAUUAACGAUUCUGUAAAAUGUACACGUCUCUUUUAAAGGAAGGUGCAACUCAAAACACAGGUGGAUGCUAUUCAUGUCAAGACAAUAUUGAUCGAAACCAAUCUCGCAGUUGUAAUCAGCUUCCGUGAAUAGAGGAUGACAUUUUCACUUCUCAUAUUCUGGCUUCCGACUACAGGAAGGUGUGAGCCUUUUAAAGCCAGCCUCAAGUGCUUCUGCUUCCACCGGAGGAAAAGCACUUGAGGCUGGGGAAGGGCAGAGAUAUUUAAUCGGCAAUUGAUUUUACACCCCUCCUCCUCGGGUACGAGAGGUUGGCAAUGGUUUACAAUUACAGAAUGGGCAAUAACGGUGGUGACAUCGUGGGUACACAGUUGUUUUUAGCACUGAUGUGAAGGUUCGUUUCCCCGUACAUUUCACUGCAGCUCUCGAAUGUUGCACGUGGUUGGUGGUAUUCACCUGUAUUAGGAUUGCACCUGGAUGAUGCUGUGGCUUGUUGCCAAUUGGUGCUGUUGUCCUCCACUGACCAGUCCAUUGGUGGCCAGCGGGAUGGGUGAGGGUUGGAAUUGGACUGCGGCAACGGUGGUGUGAUGUCACACUUUCCCACCCAUCUAUAUGUACGCAAAAAUGUAAGAAACAUUUUGAGUAAAUGUUUUGGAUAUUUGGUUAACGCUAUGAUAAUAUUUACAGAAGUAGCAGCUGUGACACGUAGAGCAAAUAGGUUUUUACGUAAAUGCUAAAAGAUUGAUAUUUCCUCUCUGCACUGGGAUGCAAAUAAUUUAACACUGCAUGGCCCCAUAAUGCAGUGCUGCUUCAUGGGAAAUAUGCAAUCAGAGCUCUCACUUCGUUAAUAGGCUUGCUGCGAUAUUACCAUAUAACGUAUCGAAUUAUGUACUAUAUCGUUAUGUCGUGUUUACUGCUAAUAUUAAAUAUUACAUUUCCUGAUUUAAAAUAUGAAACAAACUUGAUCAUUCAAGUUGUAAAUAAAUAUCUUAUAAAAUGUGUGCAUGCAUAAAGCUUUGCGAUGUUACUGAUGGCAUGGCAAUUGACAUUAUUUUAGUAGUAAUGCUGAUUUCUUAUAUAACUGACAGUAUUUGUAAAAUUGAAUUACAGGAUUAGACUAUUUGUGAAUGGCUUAUGUUAAGUGAACUGCAGUUUGAAGAACUUUUAAAGUAAUCUUUACUCAGACUGAAAUUUAGCAAAACAUACAAUAACGUAAACUACAAAUACUGUAGAAGGUAAUGGGAAACUGAUAAUGUAAUAAUUGCCAUCUCGUGAAAUUUGGUGUUUUGUCGUUAAUCAUUAUGUCAUAUCGCAGCAACCCUAUUAAUUGGGUUCCUAGAUUCCUGAAAGACUGGCUGGGUGAGUCUCAGAAUUCCCAUUGGGUUCGUGGUAAGGCUGCUGGAAUGGCUGUGUGCAGCUGUGUAAUGCAGUCAUACAUAAUGUGCAUUUCAAGCAUGUUAAUGAGUCCAGAGAGCAUGGUUGCCCCUGAUGUCCAUUCAGAUGCUCUCCUGUCUAUACCUACAGAAUUGUAGUACAGCAAGGCCUAAUGUGGUAGAUGCGUUCCCGCUCAGAAACCGCGUUGACGGGCGCGUUCCAUAUUGUGCGAAAAGCGUUUACAAAUGGAAGAACCGCGUUUAUGGCGAAAAGUGUUGUGUUGUGAACACGCGGCAUUACAUCAUGGGACCUCCUUUGGCAGUACCAAAAUUCGAGAAUAGGUUUUCCCCUUUUUCUGGCAACAAAACAGGUGUUGAGAUGUUAAAACACCAAACUGAAACAUUUUACAAGGAAUCAUGUCUGCAUUAACCACAAUACUUGUCAGAAUGCAAAAAAAAACCUACUCUGAUAAUAUAUGCAUUGUUUUUGAAACUGAUUGGUCCACACCGAAGAUAGCUUUUUUUCUUCAAACGGUGUUAGACCAGAGGACGUCAAAAGGCUCGAAAGAAAGCUGUUUUCUUGCCAGAAACAAGUGGAAACCCUAUUCUCACGCGGCAUUACGUAAGGAACUAUACAGUAUGCUGCGCUAGUCUUAAUCCACGGGGAAGCCAUGCCUCGGUGACAACACAAGAGGGUGCUAUGGCAGCGUAUAGUGUAUUACACUGGUCAACACACUUUUUCUGGCAUAAGGUAUUCCAACAGUUUUAAGGUAAGUUUGGGGUGCUGAUUCCAAAUCUGGCAUCAGUUUUUGUCUAUCACAUCAGGUUUUUGAGAUAUAAAAUAUAGAAUUUUCAAUAAAAACUGCAGAAGAAAAAUAUUUAAUAAAUGUGGAUAUCUACAUAAAAUUAAAUUAUAAACACACUAUCCUAAAAAUACAGCACCAUAUUUUAACGCUAAAGCAGUCAUUGACUCGCAGCAACUUGCAAUCAUAAGUGAUGAGUUAAUUUCGGGUAAAAUCAAUGAAAAUGGGGUAUGUCAAUAACAUAAAAAUGAGAUGUGAUAGAGCAAAUCUGAGGUCAGAUUUGGAAUCGGCACCCUGCAAUUAGUCUAAAACAGCUGAAAAAGUCCAGGCCAGAAUUUUUUUCUUGACCAGUAUUAUACUUACCCAUUUCACCCAUUUCAUUAACGGAGCUUCAAACUCGCGGUGGACAGCCGUGCACAUGGAGACUUACGUCCGCUUCCACAAAAACGACACCAGUGUUUUUUUGGCUGCCCUCUCCUGUUAUUUCAAUGCUUUUGUGAUUGUUGCUCUUAGAGAUUUUAAUUUGGGAGUGAAUUUCGAGCUGCAAAAAGUGUUGGAUUGUAGGUCCUGCUCAUGAUCGAGACUGUGGUGUUCAGUUUUUUAUUCACUAAUUUUGCCUGAAUGGUUUACUAAUGCACUUCACCAAAAGACAGAUGGCUCAAGGGUUUAAUACUGUGUGCCAGUAUCUGAGAAUCUGAAAAUAGUUGUGACCGAGGUCCUGGGUUAAAAUCCCACUGUAAAUAAAAAAGGUUGCUAAUGAAGAAAGUUGGCCACUUUAAAAUUAGUUACUGAUGGCAUAACAAAUAACAACUUGAAGCACUUUGUUUUGCACUUUGGCCUCUUAUAUAAGGACGUAUUCAUUAGAUGUGUAAAUAAAUAACCUUAAGAGGGUACAUAUUAGUGUUUGUGAGAGAUAGGUCCUUAACGAAUGUCAUCACGCAAUGGUUAUUUUACAGAGACUGGGUGCAUUUAGUGUUUUUGGAUGGAAACAAAUCCCUUCACACCAUUCCUCCAUGCCAAAGGUACAAUUGUGAUUAUUUAUAAUUGGCUAAAAUCAAAACAUUAAAAACACUUUCCCCAACUUUGGUCUUUACACCAUUUACCACAUCAAUGAUGGCACCUUUUCUCUUCUUUCAAAAAAUAGAAGAUUGUGAUGAUUGUGGUGCCACAGCCACAUAAAUUCCAAUAACCAAGAGUAAAAUAAAAUACUUAAAUGCAAAAUCCCAAGGAUUUUAUACAUUUUGCUAGAAAGCAUGGUAGACCAUUUGUAAUGAUUGUAUCAAUUUGCGUGUUGCUGGUGAGAAGUGAUUUCAUUACUCGUGCUUUGCUCAGAAUCAUAUAUUGUAUAUUGGUGGUUUCUUGUAAGAAAGUUGCACAAUUAUACCUGAUUUUUGUCGUAUUAACAUGAAUAAGCAUAAACCUUUAAGUUGUAUCAAUGCAAGAGCUUCAUAAUGCGAAGCUAAGUUUAGAUGCAUUAUAAUGCACUAUGCGUGGGCUAAACUACUGCUUACAUUUUGGCGGCAAUGCCACUCCAUCCCAUGACCACAGCCACUGAACACUGGCACGUCCACUAUCAAUGCCUUGACUCAUCAUCUAAGCGCCUUUUGAUGGUGGAGUUUGGUUAGGCUCUACAGCUGUGAAAGAGCUACAUGUAAAUAAAAAAGCACACCACACCGACAUGAGAAUAACUAUUUUAGGACCAUUUUGAUGUGUUGGUGGACACUUUUUUAACAAUUCAAUGAGUAUAUGUCCAAACUAGUUUUAUUUCUGGAUUGUUUUAUCACCAUAAUACGUACCAUAACACGUCACUGACAGGAAUGAUAUCCAUUGGUUGAGACUAAUGGAGAGGUGGCAACAAAGCGGAUAACAUGCCCAAGUGGCGAUGUUAACUACCUCGCCUGGUAUGCAGGAGGUCGUGGUUUCCAUCCCAACCUGUAUAUUUGGAGUUUGCAUGUUCUCCCCGUGGUCGCGUGGAUUUUCUCCGGUUUUUCCCUCCAUUUAGAAACAUGCGCUUGAGUAUUUGGCUGUUAUAAAUUUGUACGCGUUAAGCCUAUUUCAUUGAGCUAUCAUUUGUGACGAGGCUUGCUCCUGAAAAAAGAACUAUGAUAGCUCACUGGCCCUUAUCUGUUAAAAUAAAAAAAGGUUGUAUAGUGGACGUGCAGUGGGGAUGGAGUGAGGAUUGUUGUAUUCGUCUGACCAUGAGGGAUUGUGAGGGAUUGUGACGGCUUGGGGAGACCCUCAUCCACAGUGGAUAGGUCGCAGCGAAUGAUAACAUUCCCCCUCGGCGGGCGUGUGUGACUUCUCAUAGUUCAGCUCUCGAUGCGUAUAUGGUACCCCAUCGGUCAUUAUUACAGAUAUAUAUUUGCCUGUUUCCUUCAUGAAGAUACUUCUAAACGUGUAUUUUUUUUACAAAUUGUGUGAAGAUGAUUUUGUCCUGUAUUGUCCGUUUUAGUUUCUGUAUUUGAACAUACAAUAAGAUACUUCCCAAUACCCUCUCACCUGAUUAUAAAAAUUGCUCAAACUACAUUCAAAUCUAACAUUAUUUAAGACCCUGGGUAAAAUGUGUGAAGUAUCGGAUAUUGCGUUCAUGACGUUAUUACAAUUUUUACAGUAAUUAUGUUUCAUGAGAAAAUUGAGCCUUAAAACGUUCAGAGGAAGGUUCUGCAAUUUCUUAACGAAUGUUUUAAAUAUAAUACCAGUAAUAAUUUAAAAUAAAAUCUAUCAAUCGCUCGGCAAAAUUGAAACUCUUAAACCAUUGUUAAUGCACUUCAACAUCGGUUUUUGUUUUAAGAUUACAAACAAUCGCGCAACGUUUAGCAUUGUGAUGAAGGGUCAUUAGGGUUUACGUUCACAUGUUGCUGCGUUGCCGAAAGAAAACUUAAUCAUCCCGUUUCCCUCUGCUCCUUCUGGGAGUGUCUUAUGUCACUUAUACAACACGAUGUGACCAUGGUUUAUUUUAAGUAUAAAUUCAGUGAUUGUCUUGCAUGCUGUGAUUGCGUACCUACACUUGAUUUUGUUGCAGGGGGUGUUAGUGUGGCAUGUUUCUGUAUCCAAAGGUGGGAAAAGCCUAUCUCACCAAGCAUCGUCAUGGUUAUCUUAACUGCUUAUAAUUCAUUCCCAUCUUUGGGUUGGAGUACAUUCUACAAGUUGUUCAAUGAUAUACAAAAUUUAAUCCCAACUGAAUGUGAUACGAAUGCUCAACUCACCAUUAUCAGGUUCAAAUGUCAGUCGGCGGUUGACAGCCCACCAUCCUUUUGGGACUCCUGAAAUGAGUAUCAUUUUGUACGAAGUCAACAGUGGUAAUCUUAUCGCUCCCUGGCAUAGGAAUGUGCAAUUUCCAACACUGGCUCAGGGCUGUCAAUGAAAAUGAGCAUUGUACCGAUGCUUAAGAAGCCAUUUCAUCCGCUAUGGCAGUUGAUGGUGGAAAGUCUUGAUUAGUGUAUUGGGAUGAGGCUGAUUACCAAGAUAUACUAAAGUUCUGACUGAAAAUUGUCUCUUGCAUAUAAAACAGUCUGUUAUGGAAAAACAUCCUUGAUGUGGAAUAUAUUAUAGGUUUGCUGUGGUUCAAUGUGGGUAACGUUUUGGUAUUUUUAUUUGGUCAAACUCUUAAAUACAUUGAGACCACUGCUUUACAAAAAAAUACAUGGUAUACUAUCUGUUCUAUUCAAAUAAAAAUUGAAACUUAACAAGUGUAACUGUGUAACCUGAAAUAAGUAAACCUGUUUUGAAUUUUCA